AUGGAGCUGAAGGAAGAAACACGCUGGUUAAAGGAGCAAGUUAAAGCGCAAGCACUCCUAAUCGAGCAGUUGAUCAAGAAUCAAGCACCACAGCCGGCUCCGAAUCUCAGCCCAAGUGGCAAAGACAGCUGCACAUUCCCCUUGCUACUUGAGGGUGAAGCGAACGUUCAGUGUAUGGCGGAUAGCCCUAAACAUCAAAGUGUUGCAACGGGCCGCAUGUUCAAUUUACCGGGGGAGAGUAUGAUUCAUAAUGUGCCUCUCCCUGCUGAUCAUGUGAGGGUGCAGUUGAACACUGCUAUUGAUGCGAAUUAUGCCCUCCCGAUACCCACCCCAGAUGCAGAGACAGUGGCUCAAGCAGUGGGUAGCUUUGUCGCUUGGCCUGGCCGUCUUCUUACAUUAGGACAUCCUUCAAAUCCCUCUGAGCCCGUUCAAGUGGUAUCAUCAAGAUUCCGAAUAUGUCUUGAGGAAUAUGCAAUUGGGGCCAGAUUAGAACAUGGCGAGGAUUUCAUGAUUCCCCUAGAGUUUGAGCCAGAGGUAUACGGUCGACCCUCAUCAGAUUAUGUCACAAAUGAAGUAUUGAAAGAGAUUCUGACACAUGGAAUGGCCAGCACAAAUGCCUGUAACUUUUAUAUCAUAUAUCUUUUCAAGAACUUCAUAGCCCCUGGUGGCCUUGAUGACAAGUUCAAGAUUAUCAGCCCCCACGCUUUUGCUGGCCACAGACCUAAUAUGAAGAAAGACUUAUCUAGAGACUUGUUGGAUAUCUUCAUUUCUAGGGCAACACCGGGGGCUCAGACUUUGUUUUUAGCACCUUAUUGUCAAGGGUAA
Molecule: messenger RNA, 825 nt
Organism: Neltuma alba
Lineage: Eukaryota; Viridiplantae; Streptophyta; Magnoliopsida; Fabales; Fabaceae
Exons: 4
Coding region: 1-825 (274 amino acids)
Source: RefSeq, a predicted model, not a curated record